AUGACUUCUUUCUUCAAAACUUCAGUCAUUGAACUGAAAGCAGUGCAGAAAUCAUCUCAUGUUCAUAGAAAUGACCAUGGAUAUGGCACUAACAUCUCUACUUCCUUGUGGAAGAGGAAGCACACUGGCAUCUUCUGUUGCCAGAGUGGUGAAAGUGAUAGAGCUUUGAUGCAGCAAUCGAAGACUCAAAAAGUUAGAGCUUUGAAAGAGAUGGCAGUGUCCACCACCACCACCCCCAAUACUUCCAUCACUAAUGGUCUUGGAAUUCUUCAGUUCCUUGCAGGGAAGACCUAUUUUAUAACUGGUGCAACUGGGUUACUAGCCAAAGCUGUUGUUGAGAAGAUACUACGAACAGCACCUGAUGUCGGUAAAAUCUUCGUCUUGAUCAAGGCGAAGAACAAGGAAGCUGCAGUGGACAGAUUGAAAACUGAGUUCAUAAAUUCAGAGCUAUUUGAGUGCUUGAAACAAAGGCAUGGGAAGUAUUAUCAAGAUUUCAUGCUAAGCAAACUGGCUCCUGUUGUUGGGAACUUGUGUGAGUCUGAUCUUGGCAUCGAUGCAAAUUUGAUUUCAGAGAUUGCACAGGAAGUUGACGUUAUAAUAAAUUCCGCAGCCAAUACAAAAUUUGAGGAGAGGUUGCACUUCAUUAAUCACUUGAAUAUAUAG
Vitis riparia (riverbank grape) is the source of this 663-nucleotide messenger RNA. RefSeq names its product fatty acyl-CoA reductase 2-like. Gene Ontology annotation, molecular function: alcohol-forming very long-chain fatty acyl-CoA reductase (NADP+) activity. The record is from RefSeq and is a predicted model, not a curated record. The transcript has 3 exons. Gene Ontology annotation, cellular component: intracellular membrane-bounded organelle. NCBI's taxonomy places the organism in Eukaryota, Viridiplantae, Streptophyta, Magnoliopsida, Vitales, Vitaceae. Gene Ontology annotation, biological process: suberin biosynthetic process; long-chain fatty-acyl-CoA metabolic process. The coding region runs from base 1 to 663 and encodes 220 amino acids.